This is a messenger RNA of Rhopilema esculentum, 5170 nucleotides long. Lineage: Eukaryota; Metazoa; Cnidaria; Scyphozoa; Rhizostomeae; Rhizostomatidae. The record is from RefSeq and is a predicted model, not a curated record.
ACUGGCAAAUGGCAUACAAAACUGAUUACAAAACAAGGCUGAGUUACUGCGUUUACAAAACUACGAACAAAAUGGACUCUUAACUGAGGAGCAAUUCCCACCCCGUAGCCAGGUCAGUGGGGUAGGGGUGGCAGACUCCCAAUGUCCAAUGCAGGCAAGGUUUAAAGUGAAGUGCUUCUAAGGUCGGGGGGGGGGAUGGUUAAUGGAAACACACAAGCAAAGAAAAGUUGUAACAUUUCUUCAAAAUUUUGCCAACUUAACUUCCAUUAAACUAAAAAACUUUCAGAUGUUAUGUCUCCCUUCAAGAUCUUACUUACAAAUGCCAGGGAUGCAGGAUUGCAUUCCCCCUCUGUCUUCAUGGAAUGUCGCUGAGGGGAAUCUACCUUAAUAAUGCACGUGUUGACUCCGCCUCAAUCAGGUCCUACUAUUCUUUUAACACAUUUACCGAGAGAACUCCGCAACCAUCUCAAGCAUUGGUCCUCAGUCGGGUUUUUAAAUCGUUACUGAAGGUCUUGCCUCAUUGCUUUAACUACAGAGUGACACGAUUUUCACUGGACGAUUGAAGCUGCUUCACAAUUAUGUUUACUGGCUUUAGAAUGUCCAUCAACUUGCACUUUGCAAAAAUGAACAUCCAACUCCUAUGCAGUAAUAUUUUAGCCAAGCGACGGUCAUCGACGAUUUAUAAACUUGAUUUUAAGAAAAAUUUUCCCGAGAAGUUUUGAGGAAUUUGCAGAUUAAAAAAUAGGAUUUCUACCAAAGGUGUAAAAAAUUUCGAUUGAAUGAUUUGCCCCUCGCUCUUGACAGUUUUUCUGUGGCUGCUGUGAACAAAGGAGUACCGUAUGUCAUCAUGUUUACUAUUUGGGGAACUGUUUGCUUUGCACUCCAAGCCGAGAUAUUUACUUCCGCUUUCUGCGUCACCCUGUCUUUGUUUAUGUCAUGUCGUUCACUGAAUGUCUUAACUUGUGAAGAAAUCGCCAUUGCUGUGCUGUAUUCAUCAAUGCCUUUAACUCGAACUUGCUAAGCCCACUCAAAGACCGCAAGAUUCAGAAACAUGCGACUGUCGUUUACUGCGCGGGGAAACGUUUUCAGCUGCAUAUGUCUUUUGGAAGUUUGGUUGGCAGAGGCACUGGCUGGCUUGUAGAAGUGGCUCUGUACAAAUCUUGUACAGAAAACUGGGGCAGUUGAGAAGGUUUUCAUUGGUACUGAUGCAAGUAUACCAAUAUUGCCAGGUAUUAAGUCGUCUCUCUCUUGAUGUAAACUCGGUGCUUAAGAGUUGUGUGGAACAAUAAACUGAAGACAUGGGUCUUUUGGAAGCCGAUCCUGGACCGGAAUAUCGCGUUAAAGCCGGACGUAACAAGAUUUCUCCUGAAAGCAAUAUUGAGUCAAAGCCUGUAGAACUAGCACCUGUGCAAAACUGGCAAGAGGGCAAUCAUGGUCCUGAAGCACCAAAAAGAGCAUUUGAAAAGGAGAAAUCAAGGAGAAGAUGUGCAAAGAUAGCAAUCAUGAUAUCAACAAUAGUUAUUGUUCUGAUUGUUGUUUUGACUCCGGUUUCAGUUUAUCUCGCAAAAAAUGAGAAGUCCAAAGGAACCGCGCCAACGAAGAGCAGCGGUACAGCAAGGCCUUCGACUGCACCUACAACCACCAGUCCAAAGGCUACAAAUGCCUCUACAAGAACUGUAAUUGUGAACACAACGGUGAUAAGAACCACUGCAAGGCCGACGUUGCGAACGACCACUGUCUCAAGAACUUGUACUCCAUUUUUACCUACAUCUAACCAUUCGAGUCACCAUUGGAGGUGUUCUGAUGAAAACAAUGUAGCAAGCACGUGUGUUCUGACGUGCAAUCAAGUAGGAUUCGUAAGCUUAAAACCAGAAUCGAAAUGCUUGUCCAGUGGAUUGUGGAGCAGACAAUGGUCAGAGUGCAUUGCCUCGAACCCCUGUGAUCUUAGCACGCACAACUGCAGUGUUCUUGCCUCGUGUAAGAGUACCCAACCCGGCAAAUACCGUUGCACUUGCAAUGCUGGCUUUGCAGGCGAUGGUAUUAACUGCGGAAACGAUACCGAUGCAGAUGGGAUACCUGACAAAGCAUUACCUUGCACUUCCAAAUCCUGCACGAUGGAUAACUGUGUGUCGCUUCCAAACAGUGGUCAGGAGGAUUUUGAUGGGGAUGGAAAGGGUGACGCUUGUGAUGACGAUGAUGAUAAUGACGGAAUCUCGGACUCUCAUGACAACUGUCCGCUCGUAAGCAACGCUGAUCAAACGGAUAGGGAACCGGACGGUGUUGGAGAUGCUUGCGACAACUGUCCUUCUGUAAAUAACACAGACCAGGUUGACACGAAUAAAAAUGGAAUCGGAGAUGCAUGUGAAAGUGACGUGGACAGCGAUGGAGUAUUGAAUGAAAGUGACAACUGUGUUUUGGUGUAUAAUCCGGACCAGAAGGAUAACGACACGGAUGGAGUUGGCGAUGUUUGUGACAACUGCAGGGAUGUGGCGAAUGCGGAUCAAAAGGAUGAAGAUGAUAAUCUUGUUGGAGAUGCAUGCCAGGACGGUCCGGACUCGGAUUCAGAUGGGAUAAAGGACAAAUAUGACAACUGCAAGGAUACAGCCAAUGGCGAUCAGACGGACACGGACAGAGAUGAUGUCGGCGAUGCAUGUGAUGCGGACAAAGAUGGAGAUGGUAUUGGAAAUCUUGAUGAUAAUUGCCCACUUGUUGCCAAUCGUGAUCAGGUGGAUGGGAACAAGAAUGGUAUUGGCGACGCUUGCGAAGAUGAUGAUGAUGGCGACGGUGUUGAUAAUGACAAAGAUGACUUUCCGUUGAAUGCUUCGAAAAAUCAGACUGACUUUAGGGUUUCAGAUAUGGUGAUUUUCGAUGGCAAAGGAACAGCACAAGACCCCCCGAAAUGGUUUCAGUUCGAUCAGGGGAGAGAAAUUUUGCAGACAAUCAAUGGCAAUCCUGGAGCUUUGUUAAGCAAAACAUUCUUCGGGGAUCUCAUUUUUACCGGGACUUUGAUGAUCCGAAGUCCUCCAUUCGGCGUCACGCCUGAUGAUGAUUAUGUUGGCAUAAUCUUUGGUUUCCAAAGCAACAGGAAGUUUUACGUCUGUUCAUGGAAAAGAGGUUCUCAGAGCUAUAACUUGAAGAAUGCUGGUCCUUAUCCUCGGGCUUAUGGUAGAAAGGGAAUUAGCCUCAAGAAAUUUCAUUCCUCGACUGGUCCUGGGAUAGCGAUGAGAGAUGCAUUAUGGGAAACCGGUAACGCUAUCAACCAAUCAACAUUGCUGUGGCAUGAUAAGUCACCAGUUUGGAGUUUCAACGUGUCAUAUCAGUGGAAAUUGGUGCAUAAUCCUGAUUCGGGAAGAAUGCGAAUUUCUUGGUAUCAAGGGAAGAAUAUGAUUUCAGAUUCUGGUAAUAUAGUUGACAAAUCUCUACGUGGUGGUCGUGUUGGAGUCUUUGUCUUCUCGCAAGAAAACGUUUAUUUUUCUGCAAUGCGAACCAAAAAUACGAAGAUAAAUGAUUAUGCGAUUGAAUUUGAUGGGCAAAACAGCUACAUUGAUAUUGGAAGUCAAAGUGAUCUUCUCAGUGGGGAGAAAUCAUUCACUGUUGAACUCUGGACAAGAAUCGAGGGCGUGAGUAAUACUUCAUGUAUGCCUCCACGGAAUAUCGAUUUUGGUACCAUUGACCACAGCGAUACUCAUUUCUUUGCUCAAGAUGCCAAUGACGAGAGGGACUGGCAAUUUCCGAAUGUCAUCAUUCCAUCGAAAACAAGUCCUGAAUUUGAUCAUACAUCGAACAAUGGUACUGGUCGAUUCGCGUAUUUUAGUGGCAGGUGGACUGGGUCUGGUCCCUAUCUAGGAGACAGGGCCAGGCUUCUGUCUCCUUGGUUUCCAGCCAAUGACUCCUGUGCACUGGAUUUCUUUCUGCACAUGUGGGAUGCGGACGCCACGGUGGCUAAAACUCAAAUGGGGAGCUUGCAAAUCGAAGUAAGGGACACUGAUAAAAUAUGGAAGCAGCGUUUUUGGAUUAAAGGGAAUCAAAACAAUACGUGGCACCAAAGAAAGGUUCUUCUCCAGCCAACGACCAAAGGUUACAGUGACAUACAAAUGCGCAUCACAGCGGUGAGAGGCCAUGGGUCAAGAAGUGAUAUUGCCAUCGAUGAUCUUAACUUCAGUCCGGGCUGCGGAACAGACAGUGUACAGACUUGCAAGGAUGAUUCACAAUACUUGUUAGGAUCCGAAAACCAGCGAGGGCUGUUCCUCUUUAUCAAACGAGGUCAGUUGUUUUGUGGUUUUUCUGGAAAUGAAACCGUCACCACAAGCUCCUCUGAAUUCCAGUUGGGCCAAUGGAAUCAUGUUGCCAUGGUUUUCAAUUCAUCUGACAAGGACAUGAAAAUCUUCGUGAAUGGAAAGCUGGCUGCUUCAAAAGUUUUAUCAAGUUUCGAGGAUACAAAAGGAAGUCGCAUUUUCAUUGGCAAACAAGGCAACUCCUUUUUGAAAGGCUUUGUUGAUGAGGUGAGGAUAUGGAAAAAAGAAAUGGACGCAGCGAGGAUUAUGGGAAUGCAAACAAUAUCUAAUUUGGACGACCUUCAAGCAAGAUACAGCUUUAACGAUGGUGAAGGACCAGUGGCAAGGGACUCUUCGCCAACGAGGUACACAGCAACGAUUCACAAAGGAGUGUGGGUGCAGUCAUUUCGAGGCAACAACUAAAACGAAUAUAGCUUGUGUUGUGUGACAACUUGGUUGUUAAAAGCAAAAAAAUCAUCACACUGGGGUGAUCCGAUUGAAAACAAGUGGAUGUACUGACCAUGAACAAAUAUUGACGCAGAUGUGUAUAUAUACAGUAAGAGAAAACCUUCUAUCGGAAACAAAAAUGUGUGGAAAACUUGAUUCUUGAAUACAUGCCGUCAUAUAAUAAAAACCAUGUCAAAUUAACCUUUUAAAAUUUUAUAAGCUGUUAAUAAAUAGUAUAAUAACAUACUGCAUAUCGCUUUUAUACUGAAAUCGAUUUAUUAAAACGGAACGACGUUUCUUUUCUUUUUAAUAAAGAAAUUCUGCAAUUGAAAACACCUUUUCUCGAGUCUUUAAGGGUUUUCCGUUCAAAUAACACUCAUUUUGAAAUCCUUGAAAUUUGGUAAAAAAACUUCUCCUCAAAAACGAAUUUUUAUUAGCAUUAUCCUAUG